AUGGAGGACCUGAUGCUCUUUGCCGAUUUGUUUCACUUCUACUCUGAAAUUUUGGUUAAAAAAGUCCUAAACCCUCUUAGUAGUCUUCCGGCCAACUUGAGACUAAUUUUUCUUCUAUUAUCCUCCAUUGGUUAUUUUACUUUCGAUAUGCCUUUGCUGUAUCUCAAUGGUGAAAAAUUUAACCAACCAAUAUUUCAUUGCAAUAAUAUUUCUGGACUUGUUGAACCCGUAGUCCCAGCUGAUCAACAUAGAGCUCUUUACUCCACACACUCAUUUAAGAUCAUAUUCAAAGAGGGAGGCUGUGGAACAUUCAUUCCUCUUUUCUUUAAUUUGAUUGCUAUAGUGAGACAGUAUAAUCAACGUGUUAGUGCGCCUACAGAAUCUCGUGUCGAUCCUCUGCCAGUAUCUCAGGCUCCUAUCGAUGAGAUGAUGAGACAUGCGUAUGUUGAUCCUAACGAUCCAACAAGAAUAUUUCUGCAGCAACCAAAUACCGAUUCUCAACUUAGGCGUCGAAUAUAUCAGCCACAAACUGACAGAGGUCAUGUUUGGGCAGGAAAUUGCACUAUCCUCACAUUAAUGCAGUAUAUGUUUAUAUGGAGUAUGGAUAUUGUGUAUUUUAAUAUGAAAAUAAAUAAAAUCAUAAGGAACUAUUUUUCAUGUAUGAUCAGAAACUAAUAUCUUAUGAGUUGUAUUUUAUUUGUUAAAAAAGAAACUGUGCAUAUCUUUUUAUAAUGUGAUACUAUCUUCUAUGAAA
Molecule: messenger RNA, 754 nt
Organism: Vicia villosa (hairy vetch)
Lineage: Eukaryota; Viridiplantae; Streptophyta; Magnoliopsida; Fabales; Fabaceae
Exons: 7
Coding region: 1-675 (224 amino acids)
Biological process (GO): positive regulation of DNA-templated transcription
Cellular component (GO): nucleus
Molecular function (GO): chromatin DNA binding; transcription coactivator activity
Source: RefSeq, a predicted model, not a curated record